Xylona heveae TC161 is the source of this 897-nucleotide messenger RNA. RefSeq lists its product as hypothetical. The coding region runs from base 1 to 897 and encodes 298 amino acids. NCBI's taxonomy places the organism in Eukaryota, Fungi, Ascomycota, Xylonomycetes, Xylonales, Xylonaceae. The transcript is spliced from 2 exons. The record is from RefSeq and is a predicted model, not a curated record.
AUGACGAACCCGUAUGAAACGGACCCGGAAAAGAUUCCAUCAACCGACCCGUACGCUGAUGUACCCUUUUAUGGUCGAUACCGCCCAAGACCUGGUGACUUCCGCGUUGACCUCCAGCAUGUCAACUCCCAUAGUACAGACUCCCUGAGAUACUGGGCAUCGGUCGUUAGUCUCUGCACCGAAGAGAAUCGCAUUUAUCCAGCUGACGAAGGCGGUCGUGACGUUUUUGCUCUCGGUAGCGUGAUCGUGAAGUCCAGCCAUCUCCACGCGCGAGCAGGUGCUCAAUCUACGGAGAUUGACUUCUCCUAUGCCGAUGCAAAUGAGCAUCGGGCAAUCACUCUGGCAAAGACCGUUUUGAAGGAUGUCAAAGUUCCAGAAAUUUACUUUGCUGGCAAGAUAAAUGGUCGCCAAGUGCUCGUCCAAGAAAGGCUUCCGGGAGUCGCAUUAUGCGUCGCGCGGCCAUAUUUAUCCAGAGACCAGAGGGAUUCCUAUAAAGAACAGGCGAGGAAGAUACUCCAUCAACUUCACACUAUCAAGCCUCCAGAGAAUCUGCAAGCUCGAUCUCACGUGGUAUCGGACCCAAACAUACUCAGUAACGGUCGGAUCAACCCGUUAGAAGGGGACAUCCUUUUUUCAGGCACCAAUCAUGAUCCAGAUAUGAGCUUCAUGCAUAACGAUCUUACGGAAUCUAAUUGCAUUGUUGAUAAUGGCAUAAUUGUGGGGCUUAUUGACUGGGAAAUGGCGGGCUUUUUUGGCUGGAAGACCGCCGGAGAGGUCCACCGUCGGAUCAGAACCCCGCAACGAGAGCACUUUGUGAACGUCAAUUUGAGGGAGGAACAGCUUCAGGGUAUUCUGUAUUGGAAUGAUCUAUAUGAUCAGGAUGUGUCAAAGAAUUAA